CUUCCACAACCAACAGACCAGCAGUCAAGAUGAGAUUUAUAGUGCCAGUGUUUGUUUUCCUCGCUGUGGCAGCAUUUCACACUGCUCUCUCAGCAUCUCUGGAAUCUGCAGAGAAAGAGGAAAAAGUUGCUCAGUAUGAUGGACUAACUGAACUGCAGAAAAUAGAUCAGAUAGGAGUUUGAGGCUGCUCAAAAGAACGAGGCUGCUCAGAUGAAUGUUACGGAGGAGCAGAAUGAGGAGGGCCACUACCUUGAGGCGUCUCAGGAUGAAUCUGCAGAGGGAGAUGGCAACUCAGACGCUGCAGCUCACGAGGAAUCAGAGUCUGACUCCUCAGAGGAAGCAGAUGGGAGACAGAGGCGGGAGGACCAUGAAGCAGUUACAGAGACUGUGAGCAGUUUGGAUGAAGUCAGUCAGGAUUCAACCAAGGAACAAGAUGUACUGGAGUGAAAAAACGCAGCGACGUGUGAAUCCCAGUGCUCGCCCAUCACCCGGUGCCUGAGCUCCACUGAACUUACUGUCAAUAAAAAGGGAUCUAUCCCACCUAUAUGUAUAA
Molecule: messenger RNA, 553 nt
Organism: Lates calcarifer (barramundi perch)
Lineage: Eukaryota; Metazoa; Chordata; Actinopteri; Centropomidae
Product: glutamic acid-rich protein
Exons: 12
Coding region: 211-447 (78 amino acids)
Source: RefSeq, a predicted model, not a curated record